Molecule: messenger RNA, 1286 nt
Organism: Brassica rapa (field mustard)
Lineage: Eukaryota; Viridiplantae; Streptophyta; Magnoliopsida; Brassicales; Brassicaceae
Product: inositol-tetrakisphosphate 1-kinase 2
Biological process (GO): inositol trisphosphate metabolic process
Cellular component (GO): cytoplasm
Molecular function (GO): magnesium ion binding; ATP binding; inositol-3,4,5,6-tetrakisphosphate 1-kinase activity
Source: RefSeq, a predicted model, not a curated record
AAUCUUAAAGGGAUCUUAAAAGUAUCUCCCUUUCUUCUUACCCAUCUCUCUCUCUAUUAAUGUUUGGGACUCUCGCUUCCGGAGAACUCGAAACCGCCAGAUUGAGGCGUGAUUUAGGGUUUUCAUGCGGUGGUAUAAGAAUGGAAGGCGAGCAGACGCAGAAACUCGUUGUGGGGUAUGCUCUGACUCCCAAGAAGAAAAAGAGUUUCUUGCAGCCCAAGCUUGAAGUCCUGGCUAGGAGAAAAGGCAUUUGCUUUGUCCCCAUUGAUUUGAACCGUCCACUUUCUGAACAAGGGCCAUUUGAUGUCGUUUUGCAUAAGUUGCUAGGAAAAGAGUGGCAAGAUGUUAUUGAGGAUUACCAGCAAAAACACCCGGAAGUGACUGUGCUUGAUCCUCCAGGUGCAAUACAACGUAUACAUAAUCGACAAUCGAUGCUUGAGGGUUUGGCAGAUUUGAACCUGUCUGAUUGCAGUGGCAACAUUUUUGUUCCAAAGCAAAUGGUUGUCUUGAAAGAUUCAGCAUCUAGUGCUGAUAGAGCCGUAGAAGCUGGUCUUAAAUUUCCAUUAGUUGCAAAGCCACUCUGGAUCGAUGGAACUGCAAAAUCACAUCAGUUGUUCUUAGCUUAUGACAAGCGCUCGCUUGCAGAACUUGAUCCACCUUUAGUCCUGCAAGAGUUUGUUAAUCAUGGUGGAGUUAUGUUCAAGGUUUUUGUGGUGGGUGAUACUAUAAAAGUUGUGAGACGAUUCUCUCUACCGAAUAUUAGUAAUUGUGAAAAAGCCAAAGUUGAUGGCGUCUUCCAGUUCCCAAGGGUUUCAUCUGCUGCUGCUUCAGCCGAUAACGCUGACUUGGACCCUAGUGUUGCUGAGCUACCUCCAAAGCCUUUCCUAGAGGCCCUUGCAAAAGAGCUACGAAUCUUAUUGGGACUUCGGCUUUUCAACAUAGACAUGAUCAGGGAACAUGGGAGCAAGAACGUGUUUUAUGUUAUUGACAUCAAUUAUUUUCCUGGUUAUGCAAAGAUGCCAGAUUAUGAGCAAGUUUUUGUAGAUUUCUUCCACGAUAUGGCGCAAGUCAAACAGAAGAAGAGACAUUGUAAAUGAAGAGCCUCUGAACUCAUGCAAGGAGCUGUGAGAAAAGUAUAAUGACUAAACUAAUGAUGGAUUUGUACAGAAUUAGCUCUCAUCCCUUUUGGAAGCUUUAUGAGAUGACAAGUUUUGAUUAGUGAUUCUGAGUAUUUUUUCAACAACUCAAAACGUUUUAGAGAAGUUGCUAAGGAUUCGAAAAAAAAA